CUCCCAGGAGGCACUGGGCGCCCAGAGCCCACGUGACGUCACGGCGGCAGAAGGCGCAGACGGCUCGGCUAUCCCAGCCGGUCGACUAUUGGGCCUAUGCCCUCGGACCCCGGCCCUGGCCCUGGCCCCGCGAUGGGAGCUGUUCCUUGGGGGCUGAGCUUGCCAGCAUUCUCGACCAGUCCUCGCCCCUGAAGUCAGAGAAGAGCCCCAUUGUGCCCACUCACACCCACGUCUACCCUGUUUUGGGGUCGCCUCCAUCUAUUGGGUCCUCAGCCCUAGUGGACGCUUAUUCACCAAUUAAGCAGGACAAUGAUAUUGGCGUCGGUGCUAGGGAGUGGUCCUAGGAGCGGACCUCCGCUCCUGCCCUUCCUGGGGCCUGCACUCUCGCUCCGGACCCGCUCCACAUCAGCCACCGACACGCAUCACGUGGAGAUGGCACGGGAGCGCUCCAAGACGGUCACCUCCUUUUACAACCAGUCGGCCAUAGAUGUCGCAGCGGAGAAGCCUUCAGUCCGCCUCACUCCUACCAUGAUGCUCUAUUCAGGACGCUCUCAGGAUGGCAGCCACCUUCUGAAAAGUGCCCGGUACUUACAGCAAGAGUUGCCAGUGAGGAUCGCUCACCGCAUCAAGGGCUUCCGCAGCCUUCCAUUCAUCAUUGGUUGCAACCCCACCAUACUGCACGUGCACGAGCUGUACAUCCGUGCCUUCCAGAAGCUGACAGACUUCCCUCCGAUCAAGGACCAGGCAGACGAGGCCCAGUACUGCCAGCUUGUGCGACAGCUGCUGGACGACCACAAGGAUGUGGUGACACUCUUAGCUGAGGGCCUGCGGGAGAGCCGGAAGCACAUAGAGGAUGAGAAGCUUGUCCGCUACUUCUUAGACAAGACCCUGACUUCAAGGCUUGGGAUCCGCAUGUUGGCCACACAUCAUCUGGCACUGCAUGAGGACAAGCCCGAUUUUGUUGGCAUCAUCUGCACUCGCCUCUCACCAAAGAAGAUUAUUGAAAAGUGGGUGGACUUUGCCAGACGCCUUUGUGAGCACAAGUAUGGCAAUGCCCCCCGUGUCCGCAUCAAUGGACAUGUGGCUGCCCGUUUCCCCUUCAUCCCUAUGCCACUGGACUAUAUCCUGCCUGAGCUACUCAAGAAUGCCAUGAGAGCCACGAUGGAGAGUCACCUAGACACUCCCUACAACGUCCCAGAUGUGGUCAUCACCAUUGCCAACAAUGAUAUCGAUCUCGUCGUCAGGAUUUCAGACCGGGGCGGGGGAAUUGCUCACAAAGACCUGGAUCGGGUUAUGGACUACCACUUCACUACAGCUGAGGCCAGCACCCAGGAUCCCCGCAUCAGCCCUCUCUUUGGCCACCUGGACAUGCACAGUGGUGGCCAGUCAGGACCCAUGCACGGCUUUGGCUUCGGGCUGCCCACAUCACGGGCCUACGCGGAGUACCUUGGUGGUUCCCUUCAGCUGCAGUCCCUGCAGGGCAUUGGCACAGAUGUCUAUCUACGACUCCGUCAUAUUGAUGGCCGGGAGGAAAGUUUCCGCAUUUGACUCCAUAGCCCUUGGUCUGCUUGCCUGCCCAGCCUGGGCCACACACCCUGCCAGGAUAAUUCUGGGUCAGGCACGGUACCGUCCUGCUCCACACGCUGCUGCAUCUUGGGUCUUAGGACCCCAAACAGAUGGACUUACAUGGAGCCAGGUGCUGCCCCUCCUCGACAGGGUCCAUUGCUUUCCUGCCUCCAGGCUUUGGAGGAGGGGAAGUGGGAACCUUUGAGACCUUCAGCACCAGCUCCAUCAUUCCUGUUCCUGGGGAACCCCACUUUGAUCUGCUGUUUGUUAUUAAAGUUCACAUUUUAAAUGCC
This is a messenger RNA of Manis pentadactyla (Chinese pangolin), 1859 nucleotides long. RefSeq names its product branched chain keto acid dehydrogenase kinase (gene BCKDK). Gene Ontology annotation, cellular component: mitochondrion. Bases 310 to 1548 code for a protein of 412 amino acids. Gene Ontology annotation, biological process: regulation of glucose metabolic process; protein phosphorylation. Lineage: Eukaryota; Metazoa; Chordata; Mammalia; Pholidota; Manidae. The record is from RefSeq and is a predicted model, not a curated record. Gene Ontology annotation, molecular function: pyruvate dehydrogenase (acetyl-transferring) kinase activity. The transcript is spliced from 12 exons.